AUGGAGGUAGAGUUGGAGACGCGCAAGAAAGCGACUGGGAAAAAUGCCAAGAAAGCGAGCAAAGGUCAGGAAACGAGUGUUGAGGCUCCGCCUAUACAGCAAAUGAAGAAAUCUCUGACAGAACAGUUUGAAGAAGAAGUGAAAGACCUACAGCCAGUCGAUAAGCAAUUUCCGAACGGAGAUUUUCCGACUGGAGAAAUCUGUGAGUACAAACGAAUGGCGGAUGAUCGCACGGCUAUUAAUCGAAUGACGAAUGAGGAAAAGAAGAGCCUUGAUGCUUCGUACGAGGAAGUUUAUAAAGAUUUUCGCCGAGCUGCAGAGGCGCAUAGGCAGACCCGGAAAUUUGUAAGAUCCUGGAUCAAGCCGGGAAUGACGAUGAUUGAAAUAUGUGAGCGCCUGGAGGCGCAUUCACGCCGGAUGAUCAACGAGAAUGGUCUAAAAGCAGGACUGGCCUUUCCAACGGGUUGCUCAUUGAACAACUGUGCUGCACAUUAUACUCCGAAUGCUGGUGACACCACUGUUUUACGAGAAAGUGAUAUCUGUAAAAUUGAUUACGGUGUCCACGUAAAUGGGCGUCUUAUUGACUGCGCAUUCACGCUUCACUUUGAUCCUAAAUUCGAUCCAUUGGUGAAUGCUGUGCGCGAAGCAACCAAUGCGGGUAUUCGAGAAGCUGGCAUCGAUGUUCGGUUGUGCGAUCUUGGCGAGACUAUUGAAGAGGUCAUGAGGAGUCACGAAGUUGAACUGGAUGGCAAAACGUAUGUGGUGAAACCAAUCAGAAAUUUGAACGGGCAUUCAAUUGGGCCUUAUCGCAUCCAUGCGGGCAAAACUGUCCCAAUAGUAAAAGGAGGCGAGCGAACAAAGAUGGAAGAGAAUGAA
Messenger RNA from Gongylonema pulchrum, 876 nucleotides. The record is from the annotation of a GenBank genome assembly. Lineage: Eukaryota; Metazoa; Nematoda; Chromadorea; Rhabditida; Gongylonematidae.